AUGGCUGACCGCAAAGGCGCAUAUGGCGCGUCGAAUGGCGCCAGCGACACGUCUUUCCGUCGGACAUGGGAUCGCAGCGAGUACGAAGCGAAAGCGCGCGAUCGCGACGCCAAGAUCAAAGAGGAAGGCAAGGCGCGAUAUGAAGCUGCUCUAGAAGGCAAGAAAUAUCAUCGUCGUGCUUCGACGCCGACCGAUCACAAGGACACCGAGGCGCGGCAGCAGCGUCUGAAUGUGGCCGAGCAGGUCGGUAAGACCACCCUCGUUGCUGCUGGAGCAGGACAAGGCAAGCGAGGCAAAAGCGCUGGUUUCUACUGCGAUGCUUGCGACCUGACGUUCAAGGACAAUCUGCAAUGGGUGGAGCAUUUGAACAGCAAGCAGCAUCUCAUCGCAACAGGUGAGAGCGGAGAAGUGAGGAGAGCGACACUAGAGGAAGUGGAGGAGAGGUUCGACUAUCUGAAGCGGAAGCUCGAGGCGGAGAAGGUGCAUGACCAGACUGAUCUGCAGACCAGGAUCAAGACAACGGAGGAGCAGUUGGAGAAAGAAAGGGAGGAGAAGAGGCGUAAAAGGAAUGAGAAACGGCGCAAGACGAAGGACGGCAAAGGCCAUGAGGAGCUUCGGGUCGAGAAUGAUGGCAUUAUCUGCUGA
This is a messenger RNA of Sphaerulina musiva SO2202, 645 nucleotides long. RefSeq lists its product as uncharacterized. Gene Ontology annotation, molecular function: nucleic acid binding; zinc ion binding. Gene Ontology annotation, cellular component: spliceosomal complex; U4/U6 x U5 tri-snRNP complex. The coding region runs from base 1 to 645 and encodes 214 amino acids. The record is from RefSeq and is a predicted model, not a curated record. Gene Ontology annotation, biological process: mRNA splicing, via spliceosome. The transcript has a single exon. NCBI's taxonomy places the organism in Eukaryota, Fungi, Ascomycota, Dothideomycetes, Mycosphaerellales, Mycosphaerellaceae.